AUGUCCACUGAAAAGUUGACCUUCUUAACCAACUGGCACGCUACGCCGUACCACGCUCCGCUCUACCUGGCUCAGGUCAAGGGCUUUUUCCACGACGAAGGUAUCAAGGUCGCCAUCCUCGAACCGAAUGACCCCAGUGAUGUGACCGAAGUGGUGGGGAGAGGUGCCGUCCAGCUGGCCCUAAAGGCGAUGAUACAUACACUCGCGGCCAAAGCCCGCAGCUUUCCCGUGCUGUCCAUCGGCUCCCUUCUCGACGAGCCCUUCACCGGCGUUGUCUACCUCAAGGGCAGCGGAAUCACCUCGGACUUCACUAGCCUCAAGGGCAAACGGAUCGCGUAUGUCGGAGAGUUCGGAAAGAUCCAGCUAGACGAGCUGACCUCGCACUACGGCAUGACGCCCGCGGACUACACGGCGGUGCGCUGCGGUAUGAAUGUAGCCAAGGCCAUCCGCGAGGGCACCGUCGACGGCGGAAUCGGCCUCGAGAAUGUCCAGAUGGUCGAGCUGGAGGAAUGGCUCGUCUCCCAGGGACGGCCUCGCGAUGACGUUCAGAUGCUCCGGAUAGACAGCGCCGCGGGCUUGAAAUGCUGCUGCUUCUGCUCCAUCCUCUACAUCGGCAACGAGCGCUUCAUCGCCGAGAACCCGGACAAGGUCCGCGCCUUCCUUCGGGCGGUCAAACGAGCCACCGACUUCGUCUUGAAGCAGCCGGAGCAGGCCUGGAAGGAGUUUGUCGACUUCAAGCCUGUGAUGGGCACUGACGUGAACCGCAAGAUCUUCGAGCGGAGCUUCGCCUACUUCUCCCGCGACCUGAAUAACGUGAAGCGCGACUGGGAGAAGGUCACCGAGUACGGCAAGCGCCUGGGCGUGCUGGACGAGGCCUUCGUGCCGAACUACACCAACGAGUUCCUCCAGUGGCCGCUGGACGAGGAAUCGACGGACCCCACCGGCGACCAGAAGAAGAUGGCCGAGAUCCAGGCUGACGUCCGUCUCAACGGCGGCUUCCAGCGCCUUCAGGGCUGCGGCUGUGGAGGUACCUCGGCCAAAGUCGGCGCUUGA
This is a messenger RNA of Chaetomium strumarium, 1053 nucleotides long. Its product is annotated as NMT1/THI5 like-domain-containing protein. Lineage: Eukaryota; Fungi; Ascomycota; Sordariomycetes; Sordariales; Chaetomiaceae. Gene Ontology annotation, biological process: thiamine biosynthetic process. The record is from RefSeq and is a predicted model, not a curated record. The transcript has 7 exons. Bases 1 to 1053 code for a protein of 350 amino acids.